Aureobasidium musti is the source of this 1177-nucleotide messenger RNA. Lineage: Eukaryota; Fungi; Ascomycota; Dothideomycetes; Dothideales; Saccotheciaceae. The record is from the annotation of a GenBank genome assembly.
GAUGGGUGGCAACAACUCCAGACCCCAAAAGGAAGCUGUACCUGUGGACAGAGGAAGUACUCAACGGAAUAUCGUCCAACAAAACACACAGCCGGAUGCCGAACCACAUUACAUGACUGCAUCUGGUAUACCCGUGGUCCAGAGAACGGCACCAAGUCCUGUCGUCGCUCCCGACCCUGCACUACAAGAAUUCAGGGCGGUGUCUGUUGAGCCGAGUGGCCGCCAAAGCGAAAUGGGGAGCAUUGCCUCGCAAGUGACUCCAUUAGCACCACAUCGUACCUGGUUCAUGCGCAUCGUCGAGAAUCAUUAUUCUCGGAGCAUUAUCGACCAACUCAUCCUGGAGACCAACCCACAAUGCAGGUUGAAUCGUUUGAAGCGCCUACGCAAGAUCUAUACGAGCCCUGUUGUACGACUAUCUGCAGCCAACAGACAACGCGUCAAAGUCAUCGAUGCUCAGAUCGAAGAACUCGAGUUUCUCAUGACAAAUGACGAUGGCAAACCUUUCACGCGAUAUCGUACCACCGACGAUGAGGACCCUUCACCACCAUCGACUGAGAUCAGUAGGAGUGUGGAAGAGCGUCCGGUUCCAAUGAUCGCUCAGCUCGCUGACCAACAAGCCUCCGAGUCGUCUGAUGUUGGCUCUGGAAUGCUUAUGGUACCAUACAACAGACCGCUUAGGCGAUACCUCCAGGAAAGUCCACGCUUGCCUCCUCGUGAUUCAAGCAGCUCUUCUCAUAUACGCUCCGGCAGUAUCAGGCUACCUGGUGGCAGUGCAGUCGAGAGUCGAGACUGGACAGAGCCAAGGAGAUACCCACGAGGUAGCAACAAUCUAUCGCGUGUAUCGGAGGAAGCAUCCACUGGACCGUCUCAUGCCAGAUCUUCGAGACCUGUUCGAUCGGGGCCACCUCCUUCUGUCGGACCUUCAGUUGUUCUUGAACCCGACCCUCACAAUUCAAGGCUUUUCGUACCCGUUGAACCUUCAAGGAGAUCGAAUACGCGCUCGAACGCUUCAAGAGAUCCAUCUAGACAUUCGAGAACCACGGGAAGAGUGUCGCAUAGAACAGCAAGUAGGUACUCCGAGCAGAUUGAUGUAAGGCCAGAGGCAAGGGACCCGCGUUUCGCGCCGGGGAGUUUUGGACCAGGAGGGGGUAUCGGGGAGGAAGUUGACCACUACAGU